This is a messenger RNA of Phytophthora sojae, 742 nucleotides long. RefSeq lists its product as hypothetical. The record is from RefSeq and is a predicted model, not a curated record. The transcript has a single exon. The coding region runs from base 106 to 633 and encodes 175 amino acids. NCBI's taxonomy places the organism in Eukaryota, Oomycota, Peronosporomycetes, Peronosporales, Peronosporaceae.
GCAUCAGCAGCAGCCCCACUGGAGCCCGUGCACCGCGUGCAGCCGCACCGCCACUCCCCGCCUCAGUCGGAGGAGAGCGCGCUGCUGCGCUAUCUGUGUUGCCCCAUGCCCGGCAGCGUCGUGGUCGCGUCCAACCUGCGCCGCACCAUCGACACGGCGCGCAUCGCGUCGGCCUCGAGGCUGGAGACGCCCGGCGAGAGGAUCCACGUGCUGUCGUGUCUGCAGGAGAUCGGCCGCAACUUGGACACGCUGGCGCUCAGUGCGCCGCACUCUGCUCACCCGCACGAGGUGCUGGUGCAAGGUCUACGCGGGGAGAAGCGCCACGACGAGCUGUUCAAUGUGGCGGAGAGCCACGGCAACAAGGCGGUGCUGGGCAGCGGUCGUGACCGCCUGCUGGCGUUCGCGCACUGGGUCUUCAAGCAGCAGAAGGACGUGGUGGUCGUGUACGGCCACUCGCUCUGGUUCCGAGCAUUCUGCCGCGAGUUCUUCCCCAGCGACCUGCAGCAUGAGGCUAAGGAGGCAAAAAUGAGCAACUGCGGCGUCGUGACCUUCAUGCUGGAAGAGCGCAACAGAGGUGGAGGGGAAGCUGCGCAGUACAGUAUCCAGCCGGAGAGCUUCCAGCACCUUAUCUAAGUGGAAUCCUGUCGGAUGAAGACGAACUUCCAUCGAAGCCUUUCAAGGUGUUUGUGGUUAAAUUUUCUAGUACGGAGUUGAAAUUUGAAGACCACGUUCGGCCUAUUCU